This is a messenger RNA of Salvia splendens (bonfire salvia), 1955 nucleotides long. RefSeq lists its product as uncharacterized. NCBI's taxonomy places the organism in Eukaryota, Viridiplantae, Streptophyta, Magnoliopsida, Lamiales, Lamiaceae. The record is from RefSeq and is a predicted model, not a curated record. The transcript is spliced from 6 exons. The coding region runs from base 256 to 984 and encodes 242 amino acids.
UUUCAGCACAGCAGGGGAUCCUAUCCCCCAUAUAGCUCGAUCUCUACCCAGUGUCAUCUUGCGUUUGACCUUAGCGGCGUUUUUGAAAUAUAAAUAAGAUCGGAGGAGUACAAGAAGCAUAUCGUUGCAGGAACAUGCUUUAAAUGCGGUUUGAAGUUCGGCCCAACCCGUAAGUUUAGGACAAACGACGUCUGCAGACGUUUCGCCUCACUCUUGCAUCUCCGCUGAUUCUUGUUUUGGGACUCAAAUGCGAGUAUGGAAGCCGAUAAGGGGAUAAAAUUGGAAGACCAGGAAACUGGGAACUGUUUUAGUAGUGGAGUAGGUUUGAAGAGAGAGUACGGGGAUUGCAUUGGAUGUUUUGAUUUGCAAGAUAAAAUUAAAAAAGCCAACGAAAAAUGUGCAUUUCUGGAAUCAGAUAUUGGAAUGAAAGACACUGUGAUUGACCGUCUAGGGCUUAAGGCUGGCUUUAUGGAACUAGAAAAUAUCGAAUUUCGGGAUGAGGUUAAAAAGUUGAAACAGAAGAAUGAAGAUCUUGAAAAGAUCAUUCGAGAUGGUGCGGAGAAGGAAAAGUUUGCAGUUUUGAUGAAUGAGAAUAAGGAUUUGGUGUGUGAGAAGAGAAAAUCUGAAAGUGACCUCGAGUUGUGGAAGUUAAAAUGUAAAGAAAUAGAGGCUCGAGUGAUGGAGUUGGAGAAGAAACUAGCCGUUGGAACAACGAAGGAGGGUCUAGACUGGCAAGAGAUGUGUUCGGGGAAGAUGGAUGAUCAUCAAGGUGGUUCACUAUCUGGAUUUAAUGUAGAAGGUGGGGCUGCAACUGACAAUCAAGUAAAUUGUGGCACACCACCAGUUAGCUACCCGUCUUAUCGUUAUGCAUAUACGGAUGGAUCAAAGGGAGCGACGAUGAUCUUGACAUUGUCCAUGUAUCUUUACCUGAUGUUGAUUGCAACAAAAGGAGGAAGGUCCAGAGGUCAAGCGUUGUUGUAUUAGAAUCUGAUGAUGGAGCGGAGUUGCCCUCGAAAAAUAUGCAUGAGCCAACUGCUGAACAUCAGAGCGAUGAAGAGGAAACUAACUGCUCUACUGCUGGACAACCAUUUCGGAUGCAUAAAAGGAGGAAAUUUAGGAGUGCUCAAAUUGUUACUAGUGAGAGUGAAAGUGAUGAUAGUAUCCCACUUUCUAAACUGGCACACCGUCCUGAUACUCAGCACAGGAGAAGAUUUGUUAAUGAUUCUUGUUCUAAGAACAAUCUCAGAAAAGUCACUCCCAGACGACGUUCGCUGAGGGUGGGAGAUAGGAAAGAUAACAGUGUUAGAGGUAAAUGUUCUCCGAGGAGGUCUGGAAACCAGGGUGAUCUAGGGAAACCAGUUUGAAUCAGAUAUGCUUGCCGAUUUUGGCAAGUCGGCUGAACUGUGUAUGAAGGCGGUUUGUGCACUGUAUUGCCAGCAAACAUCUUACGAGCAAUCUGCUAAAGCAGCCAUAGUUCGCAAUGGACGAGGGUUUAGCCACACUCAUGCAUCAAGUGGCAGUGCCUUAGCUGAAUUUCUUACUGAUGGCGAUCCCCUCACUGACAUGAACAAGAAAGUGCGACAGCUCCGGAACUUCAAUCAAAGGGGUGUUGAGCAGUGCCGGAAAUUGGCAAAUCACUACUCUAAACAGUUGUUCGAAAUCUACAAGAAUGAAGAGGAUCCCUUCUUUCAACUGACUGGCUUGAACAAGAUUACACGAAGCGGUUGCAUCCACUCUAUUUGAAAACUCAGGUUUUUGGUAAUCUUCAAUGUAUAUAAUGCCUCUUUUAGUGUUUUUGGUUAGUCUGAUAGUGAAUUAUGUGCCAUGACAUGGGCCUAUUCAAGAUUUAUUAGGGUUAUAUGAAGCUAAUGGGAUUAGGCCUAAUCUUGAGGCCAAUGGUAUUGAAUUGUGUUUAUUUUUUUGUGACAUAUAAUCGUAUUAGUUGUCAAGAUUUA